CCGCCCGGGGCGCAGACCUCGCCCUGCUUCGCCCGGGUUCGGAUCGCGAGUCCGCGCUGCAGCGGGCACCGCGGUCCGGAGCUAUGGCGGUCGUCGUCCGAGUAGUUUAUUGUGGCGCUUGAGGCUACAAGCCCAAGUAUCUUCAGCUCAAGAAGAAGUUAGAAGAUGAGUUCCCUAGCCGUUUGGACAUCUGCGGCGAGGGGACUCCCCAGGUCACCGGCUUCUUUGAAGUGUUCGUAGCAGGAAAGCUGGUUCACUCCAAGAAGGGAGGCGAUGGCUACGUGGACACGGAGAGCAAGUUUCUGAAGCUGGUGGCCGCCAUCAAAGCCGCUUUGGCUCAGGCCUGAUGUGCCCUGAAGGCAGAGACCAGUAGCCGUGGCCCAGCCCCUCUCGGCAGACGCUUCAUGACAGGAAGGACUGAAAUGUCUCUUGGACGCCUGGUCCUUCCCUGAUGUUCUCACGGCCGCCGGUUGGAGCAGAGAUGGACACCCCUGGUCUUUGCCUGUGCGUGUGUGUGUGAGUGCGUGUGUGUCCCUGCACGCUGGUCCUGGUGCCUUCCCCAUCCCUCAUCUCCCUGCAUCUCCACCGCCCCUCCAUGUCUCCCUUCUACUCUGUGGUGUCUGGGGUGGUCCUGCUCCAGGCUUCUUUUUCAAGGGGAAGCCGAGAGGAGGAUCAGGAUGAGUGAGUCUCAGAUUUCAGCAGUGAUGGCAACAGCUCACAGCUCAAUAAAUGGUGAUGAGGUUAA
Messenger RNA from Budorcas taxicolor (takin), 745 nucleotides. RefSeq names its product selenoprotein W (gene SELENOW). The record is from RefSeq and is a predicted model, not a curated record. Lineage: Eukaryota; Metazoa; Chordata; Mammalia; Artiodactyla; Bovidae. Gene Ontology annotation, biological process: response to selenium ion. Gene Ontology annotation, cellular component: cytosol. The transcript is spliced from 6 exons.